AUGGUACUCGUUAAGAUCGUCGUCGGGAGAGGUGAAGGACAGUGUGUUUGUUCGACCGAUAACGAAGAGCGGAUUCCAAUGCCGUCGGUUUGCGGGGCUUCCAACAGCAAACGCGGAAGUGAACCUCUAGAUGAUAUCAAAGUGAGGGCAAGUUUGAGGGUUCAACAUGCCUUGUAUGCCAAGCUUUUUGGCAAGGCUCCAGUUUUUGAGUAUAUAAAAAUUGUUCUACUUGGACAGUGGCAAGAGUUUGGAAGAAUCUCCAUAUCUGACAUGCCAAAUGGGUUUAUGUUAAUCCGCUGUGAGACAAAUGAGGCAAAGAAAAAAAUAGUUUUUGGAGGACCGUGGAAUAUAAAUGGACUUACCUUCCAAAUCUCACAGUGGCAACCUUUCUUUGAACUGGCAACGACCAAGCUGACAAAGGCCAUUGUGUGGGUGCAACUUCAUAACUUACCAUUUGAACUUUGGGAUGGUCAAACCCUUGAUUCCAUCACUGAACCUCUUGGCAAACUUCUCAAGGUUGAUGAACUCACUUCAUCCCUGUCGAGAGCUCGAUUUGCAAGAGUUUAUUUAGAGAUUGAUCUAAUUUCACCACUGAAAAGAGGCUUCUGGUUGGACGAUGGAUAUGGGGAGAGUUCCUUAGCUCCUCUCGAUCUUACUGUCAGUUAUGAAGGGUCCAAAGGAAAACAGGUAGCAUCUCCUGGGGAUUCGAUCUUGGCAAUUCCGACAACAAGAGAGAACAAUGCCAGAAACCCUAUUCGCUUGCCUGGGAGAAUGGAAAAGGGGGAGUCUUCUUCCAAGAUGGUAGAGCCUUCUCAAAAACAACCUCUUAUUCCUCUAUUCUUCUAA
Dioscorea cayenensis subsp. rotundata (Guinea yam) is the source of this 846-nucleotide messenger RNA. RefSeq lists its product as uncharacterized. NCBI's taxonomy places the organism in Eukaryota, Viridiplantae, Streptophyta, Magnoliopsida, Dioscoreales, Dioscoreaceae. Bases 1 to 846 code for a protein of 281 amino acids. The record is from RefSeq and is a predicted model, not a curated record. The transcript is spliced from 3 exons.